CGGGCCCGGGCCGCCACUGCCACCUCGGCCGCUGCCGCCGCCUUGAUUCCCCACCCCCCGCCAUGGCCGAGGACCUCUCCGCGGCCACUUCCUACACCGAAGAUGAUUUCUACUGCCCCGUCUGUCAGGAGGUGCUCAAAACGCCGGUGCGGACCGCGGCCUGUCAGCACGUUUUUUGUAGAAAAUGUUUCCUGACUGCAAUGAGAGAAAGUGGAAUACAUUGUCCUCUCUGUCGUGGAAAUGUGACUAGAAGAGAAAGAGCAUGUCCUGAACGGGCCUUAGACCUUGAAAAUAUCAUGAGGAAAUUGUCUGGUAGCUGCAGAUGCUGUGCAAAACAGAUUAAAUUCUAUCGCAUGAGACAUCAUUACAAAUCUUGUAAGAAGUAUCAAGAUGAAUAUGGUGUUUCUGCUAUCAUUCCAAACUUUCAGAUCUCUCAAGAUUCAGUAGGGAACAGUAACAGGAGUGAAACAUCCACAUCUGAUAACAUAGAAACUUAUCAAGAGAAUACAAGUUCUGGGCAUCCCACCUUUAAGUGUCCCUUGUGUCAAGAAUCAAAUUUUACCAGACAGCGUUUACUGGAUCACUGUAACAGUAAUCACCUAUUUCAGAUAGUUCCUGUGACAUGUCCUAUUUGUGUAUCUCUUCCUUGGGGAGAUCCUAGCCAGAUUACUAGAAAUUUCGUUAGUCAUCUAAAUCAAAGACAUCAGUUUGACUAUGGAGAAUUUGUGAAUCUUCAGCUAGAUGAGGAAACCCAGUAUCAAACUGCUGUGGAAGAAUCUUUUCAAGUAAACAUCUGAAGGCUGUAGACAUCUGUGCAUCUUUGUACCUGCAAGUGCCAUCUUUAAGGAGAAAACUACAAGCAGUCAGCAUUUCAAUAACUUGAUGUGUGUAUUAAUAAAAGUAAUUCAGUCUAUUGUUUUAGUUUUUAAAUUGAAAAAUAAAGGUGGGCUAUCUAAAAAUUUCAUUCUCUUGGUAAGUUAAAAAAUGAAUGUUAGGACAUUAUCUUUAAAAGCAUUAAAAGGAUUAUAUUUCAUUAAUGUAAUGGCGAAAGGGAAUUCUUUCUGUACUUUAUCAUUUUUAUAUUACAUUCUUGAAUUUUUCCUUAUGUUGCUUUUGUAGUUUGGUGCGGUUUCUCCCAUUGAUGUUAUCGUACACAAGUAACACACAGUAGCAAAUGCUGAAAGAUGUGAUUGAUAUAAAACUAACAAAUCUGAGCCAGUUAUCAGAGUUGCAGAACGGAGGAGACUUGAAGUGCUAAGUGAAACAAUCCAAAGGAAAAAUUUUUAAUACAGAUUCUAGCUGAAGAAUUCAACUAUAAGAACAUGAUAUUUAUAUAACAUUUAGUAUUUUCGAAGACUAGUGAGAUUUCUUUAAUAAUUUUAACUGUUUAAAAAGUGAAAGGUCAAUGUAAAGAUACUUCCUUUUUUGAUAUUAGAAGGAACUAUCAAGAGAAAAAUUUAUUUCUUUGGCGAGCAGUUGCUAAUUUCAAAUCUUGUUUGUUUGGCUGACUAAUUUAUAAGCCUAAAGUAUAUUAAGUUGAAUUACAGCUCUUUGGAUUCAGAAUUUUCAAUAGCCAGAUUUCUCAUUAGCUAAGAUGAAACUUUUAUUAGAAACUUUCAGUUGGUGACUCAGUUGUAUGUUCUACGUAUAUAUUUAAGUGAGAAGUUUGGUUUCAUCUCAGUUGAGAAAUUUAAGCAAAGCUAAAGAUGUAUAUGUAUAAUACACACACACACAUAUGCAUGCAGUUUAUCAGGUUACAUACAGAAUUUCUAUUGAGAUUUUAAAAAUAGAUAAAGCAAUAUGGGAUUUAAGUGUUUACCUGAUUUGAUCAACAUUUUGUAUAUCACCACAUUUUUAAAAAGUCACAGUCAAAUGCUAAGUGAUCUAGUUGGCUGCUGUUACACCUUAAAAAUUGAGUUUAUACACACACUCAGUUAUCUGUUUAUAUGGUGCUCAUUUGUUCUCAGAUAACGCAUAACUAUGAAGCAGUGAGACACAUUUUACCAGCCAUUCUGUUUCACUACUUUUUAGUCAGACGGUUUGCUUGUUCUUAGUAUUUGUUAAUGAGAAUCAUAAAGUAACUUGUACUAGAAGGCCCAAAUCACAGAAUAAAAGAUGAAGAGUGGAUUAGCUGACAUUCCAUACUAAUAUACAUUGUUUAUGCUUUCUUUAAAAUAAAACUAAAAGAACAUAAAAUCUCAGAAGUAGUUGCUGCUAAUAUAUACAUAUAUUGUAUAAAAUGGUAUAUUUUGGUUUUGUUAAAACCCUUGUUGACUUUUCUACAGUGAACCUUUUUUUAACUUGGUUUAAUAAAAAUGUUAAUUUUGGAAGUGGAGUUUUGUAAAAACGUUUUUCAGUCAAACAGUAAUGACUUUAUGGGUAGUAAUAACAGUCACCAAAAAGCCAUACAUCUUAAUGAACUAAUGCCUUUGUUCUGUCAUUCAAAAGAGUGAUGUUUACUAUGUGCUUGAACAUUUUCUCUGCAGUUACAUGAGUGUAAUUGUAAGAAUAGCUGUUUAACUCUUUAAAAAGAGACUUGAUGAUAGGUUUUUCCAACUUGAAGCAAUAACUUUAGGACUUACUUUCAAAGUUUAAUACUUCCCAGUAUGUCAAGUUAAACCAUUUUGGGAUGUGAAUUUCUUCAAAGGAGAAUUGUAGUAGAGAUCAACUUGAUGAAAUUGUGUUUUGAAGUUUUAUGGAUUAGUUCAAUACCAUUAAUAGCCUUGUUUGUCUUUCAUACAAGCUUUUCAUAAAGAAAAUAUUGAUUUUAUUUGCUGUUUUCUGCGAACUCCUCAGUAUGGAAAUGUUUAUUUAAAAUCUUCCCUCUUGUCAGUGGAUUAGGAAUAGGGAUAGGCAUUACAGAUUACAGUUUAAUUUGUGAGAAAGUCCUUCUUUUUAAGAUGCUUGUAACUGAGUCAGGAUAAAGGAAGGAAACUGUAUUGAUACUUCGAUACCUAAAUUUCACAAUACCACUUAGGAAAGCGAUUUUCCUCAACAAAUUACAGUUUAUGUUGUUAAACAGAGUUUUAUUUGAGAUGUAUUGCUUUAUUUUUCAAUUAAAAGUGGUUUUCUCCUA
Messenger RNA from Miniopterus natalensis, 3076 nucleotides. RefSeq names its product ring finger protein 138 (gene RNF138). Gene Ontology annotation, cellular component: site of double-strand break; nucleus. The record is from RefSeq and is a predicted model, not a curated record. Gene Ontology annotation, biological process: DNA double-strand break processing involved in repair via single-strand annealing; double-strand break repair via homologous recombination. Gene Ontology annotation, molecular function: ubiquitin protein ligase activity; single-stranded DNA binding. Lineage: Eukaryota; Metazoa; Chordata; Mammalia; Chiroptera; Miniopteridae.